AUGAUGGAUCGGUUAGUGCAAUUGUUUCAUGGUGGCAAAGUGAAAGGAAACGGGGAGUUCGAAAGCAUGCACGAACAUGUUGAGUUCUUUAGUGGACCUCCUACCUUCGAUGCUUUGGUUAGCAAGUGCCGGGAUAAAUUUAGGUGGCCACUAAGCUUGAGAGGCAGAUUUGACUGUGGGAAGGAACGGGCACAUUAUGUGUUGAUGUCUUUGUCAUGUGAGGAUGAAUGGAAGAACUACAUAGAGGUUGUCAUGAGUAGCAGUGUUAGGUGCUUUGAAGUCAUUGUGGAGAAGGGGUCUAACCGAAGUGUGGUGGCUGUGGAUGAUAGUGUUGAUGUGGAGCCCGUAGAGAACCUUACCCAAGACGAAGAAUUGCAUGCGGUUGUCGUUAGAGAAGUUGAUGGGUCAUGUGAGUCCGGUGCCUUGAAUGAUGAUUUCGAUGAAGAAACGUUUGAUGAGGACGAUGGCAAUGGAGAUGGAACACAUGAUAUGGACGACAUAUCCCAAGGAUCAGAGGAUGACGAAGUUGAUGUUGCCUACGUGGACGAAGAUGACUUUACUUCGAGGCCAAGUACUUCGGAUGAUGUGUUGGAGGACGAGUACAGGUCUGAGCCUAGUAGCGAGGACAAAAGUGAUUGUUUUGACGGAGGGUUUCCGGAUGCAAUAGGAGUCCUAGCUGAUGGGUCAUUGAGAAUGGAGUACAAUGACGUAGAAUUGAGGCAAUUGAAGGCUGUCCAAGUGGAGCAUGGUGCACCCACACUUCCCCCUUCUUGA
Molecule: messenger RNA, 774 nt
Organism: Miscanthus lutarioriparius
Lineage: Eukaryota; Viridiplantae; Streptophyta; Magnoliopsida; Poales; Poaceae
Source: the annotation of a GenBank genome assembly